AUGUCAGGCAAUGGAGCUAAUCAGCAAGCUCUGGUUCCGGUGUGUAAAGGUGUAAAGUAUCACCUUUGGAGUCUUAAGAUGAAGACUAUGUUCAGAUCUCAAGAGUGUUGGGAUUUGGUGGAGAAUGGAUUUGUAGAUGCAAAUCUUGCGGAACCUGAUCAGCGAUUGAAGGAUAAUCAUAAGAAGGAUGCAAAGGCGUUGUUUUUGAUUCAGACAGCACUGGAUGAAGACAUCUUAUCUCGGAUCUCAGCGGUGAAUUUAUCUCACGAAGCUUAG
This is a messenger RNA of Arabis nemorensis, 276 nucleotides long. Lineage: Eukaryota; Viridiplantae; Streptophyta; Magnoliopsida; Brassicales; Brassicaceae. The record is from the annotation of a GenBank genome assembly.